AUGGAGAGAGAUAACCUUACUGAUAAGAAGAACAAAGAAGCGGUGCUCACCAGUGUGUGGAAUGAAUCCUUAGGGGACCCGGAAACACUGAACAGCUCUCUCAUCUCUACCGCUGCCUGGUGUCCAGUGCGUGAUGGUGACUGUCCCUGCAUCUUGGAGAGAAAUUAUUCUAGGGGCUACUACCAGGAUGGAGAUACGGUGAUUGGAGGACUCUUCUCUCUGGAUGUGCUUUUGACUAAUUUAGGUGACUUUGCGAACUUCACAAAAAUGCCGCUUGAAUUUUCCUAUCCCUUAGAAUACUUCAACAAACACCACCAACAUAUCAUGGCCCUGGUGUUUUCUGUGAAGGAGAUCAACAAGGACCCAAUCCUGUUAUCCAAUAUUUCUCUGGGCUACCACCUCUUCAAUGUCCACUUCCAGGGGCUGAUCGCGACCAGAAGUUCCAUGGCUCUGAUCUCAGGGACAGACGGGAUGAUUUCCAACUACAGCUGUGCGGACGGGUGGGACAAACUACUGGCUGUCAUAGGAGGGAUGUCAUCAGCAGCGUCCACGAACGACUCCUGGCUGCUGGAACUCCAUAAGCUCCCCCAGAUCUGCUACAGCCCAAAGGACCCCACUCUCACAGAUAAGGCGCAGUUCCCUUCUGUCUAUCAGAUCUCUGCGAGUGUCCCAGGUCUGUCUUCAGCAAUGAUAUGUCUAAUGAAACAUUUUCACUGGGUCUGGAUCAGCCUCUUGAUCACUGAUGACAUUGGAGGGGAGCUGUUUGCUAUAGUCCUAACAGAGGAGAUGGCCAAGAAUGGCAUCUGUGUGGCUUAUGUUGAAAAGAAUGGCACCAAAGUCUACGUCAAAGAGGGAGAGUUCGUGCCCCAGGCCCCAGCUGGCCAUGAUUUGACCCUCAGUGAGGAGAGGAUAACGUGGGACAGGGUGCUUUCUGAGGCCAGGGUCAUUUUCUUUCAGUGCAAAGAGGGCUCUGCCAUCACCUUCUACUGCAUCCUGGGCUAUAUGGGGCUCCUGGCCUUGUUCAAUCUCAUGGUGGUCUUCCUGGUCCAGAACUUGCCAGACAGCCUCAAGGAGAUAGCCUUCGGAAUCACCUUAUCAGUGGUCAUUUCCACUGUGUUAGCCAAGACGGUCACCGUGGUCCUAGCCUUCAGGGCCACAGGGCCGGAGAGCAGAAUCAGGAUAUGGCUGGGGCCUACAGUGCCUUCCUCCAUCGUCUGCAUCUGCUCCCUGGGCCAAGUAGUCAUCUGCAUGGUCUGUCUGAGGACCUACCCCCGCGCCACCAUUUCCUGA
This is a messenger RNA of Tachyglossus aculeatus (Australian echidna), 1290 nucleotides long. RefSeq names its product vomeronasal type-2 receptor 26-like. Lineage: Eukaryota; Metazoa; Chordata; Mammalia; Monotremata; Tachyglossidae. Gene Ontology annotation, cellular component: membrane. Gene Ontology annotation, molecular function: G protein-coupled receptor activity. The record is from RefSeq and is a predicted model, not a curated record. Gene Ontology annotation, biological process: G protein-coupled receptor signaling pathway.